AAUCGAGAGUUAGCGUACCACUGGCCACCGUGACCGUGACAAACAUACAAGAGUUAUCGUUCGUGUCUGCAGCGUCUGCUCGAUAACAUGUGGCACGUAGGCCGGUAGGGUAGGCAAAUAUUGACCGUGGUAUGUCUGUUUGAAUCAGGAUGGUGAGCGAUAAGUCGACAACACAAUAGAAAAGACACGUAGUUGUACAGAGGGGUGACAACAUGGGUGAUUGGAGACCAUUUGUAUAUGGAGGCCUGGCAUCCAUAACUGCAGAGAUAGGCACCUUUCCUAUUGACACAACAAAGACGCGACUGCAGAUUCAGGGGCAGAUAAUUGAUGCUCGGUUAUCUGAGCUUCGAUACAGAGGGAUGACUCAUGCCAUGUUGAGAAUAUUUCGAGAGGAAGGACUUUCUGCUCUCUACUCAGGAAUAUCGCCAGCCAUUCUGAGACAAGCCACAUAUGGGACAAUCAAAAUUGGAAUUUACCAUUCACUGAAAUCCAUGUUAGUUGAAAAUCCGCAAGAGUCUACAUUAUUUAUAAAUGUUUGCUGUGGAAUAGUUGCUGGAAUUGUGUCAAGUGCAAUAGCCAAUCCAACUGAUGUCUUAAAGGUUCGCUUACAAGCUAAGACAGAUAUUAAUGACAAGGAAUCCAUGUUACGCGCCUUUGGAAGGAUAUACAAAGAAGAAGGCAUUAAAGGACUUUGGAGGGGAGUGGUUCCCACUGCUCAGAGAGCAGCAAUCAUUGCUGGUGUGGAGCUUCCGGUGUAUGACUUCUCUAAAUACUGGAUACUUAGAUCAGGGUAUUUUGACGAUAAUGUUGGAGUCCAUUUUAUAUCAAGCUUUUUUGCAGGAUUAGCUGGUGCUAUAUUUUCUACUCCCAUUGAUGUAAUUAAGACAAGAAUGAUGAACCAAAAAAACCUAAGAGAAAAGACUAUGUCUUCCAAGAUCUAUACUUCUUCCAUUGAUUGUGCUAUACAGACGACAAAAACAGAGGGAUUUAUGGCUCUUUAUAAAGGUUUUGUUCCCAUUUGGGUCAGACUUGGUCCAUGGAAUAUUAUUUUUUUCAUGACUUAUGAACAGCUGAAGAAAGUAAAAUGAAUUAAUUUUAUGCAAUUUUAGUGGGAAGUUUAUAGGACAUUUUUAAAAGCUUUAUUUAUUUAAUCAAUAUAUCUCAUGUUGUUAUAUGUAUUGAAAAAUAAAUCGUAUCUAAAAUCA
This is a messenger RNA of Saccostrea cuccullata (small rock oyster), 1205 nucleotides long. RefSeq names its product kidney mitochondrial carrier protein 1-like. The record is from RefSeq and is a predicted model, not a curated record. Gene Ontology annotation, biological process: transmembrane transport. Gene Ontology annotation, molecular function: transmembrane transporter activity. The transcript has 11 exons. Bases 213 to 1088 code for a protein of 291 amino acids. NCBI's taxonomy places the organism in Eukaryota, Metazoa, Mollusca, Bivalvia, Ostreida, Ostreidae.